AUGUUCAAGAAGAAACCCCAAAUCAAGAACCUUGCGCCUCUGCGUUCAUCAGACCGUCGUAGGCUUGCCGAUCAAAUCAUUACCGAGUACAAAGUCCACAUUCCUCCGGUCCAGGAUCUCGAGCCGCCCUCCUCGACUACAGAACAAGCCUCUGCCACUCCUAACAAUCUCAGCCCAGCCCUCUCACUGAUCCGAACAAGUCUUUUGCCAGAAACCUGCUUGUCGGCUCGAUUUACCACCCACGCCGGUGCCAAUGCUACGCUUGUCUCUGGAACCAUCUAUGUAGGAGCCCACCCUGGCCAGGAAGAGAGAAUAUUGUGGAUUCAAUAUGGCAAAGAGUCAAGAUUAUACCCGACAGUAUACACUUUAUGGCAAAACCCCGGGCUGGUGCCUCUGCUGCACACACCCGACUUUGUGGUAGACAAGCUCCGCACUGGGGCCGAUUUGAUGACUCCGGGACUGGUCGGCGGUCCACCCUGGCCGCAGAAUGCACAGCUAGGGUCUGUAGUGGCAGUUGCUGGUCUCGAAAAGGACACAGUGCCCAUAUGGGUAGGGACUUGCAAAAUCGACAUCUCCAGUCUUGGUCGUGUGCAAGGUUCUAAGGGUGCCGCGGUCGAAGGGAUUCACUGGGAAGGCGAUGAACUUUGGGCAUGGAGGCAGACCGGAGCCGGUGGCCGGCCUUCACCUGAUCGGAUCAGUGGUUGGGACAAGAGAACCGAAGAGUCAACUAAUGGACUACACCGGUUGGUUCUAGACGACCCCGAGGACGAGGCUCAAGAUGAAGGAGGCGUUUCACUUGAUCUCAGUGUAGAUUCAAAGGUGAACACAGAGGCGGCUAACGGCAAUCAACAUUCAGAGCCAGAUCAAGAUGAAGAAUCACCGCGUGAGCCUACCACUGCUGAAGUUGAUGAUGCAUUUCUCGCAGCAUUUCUCUAUUUUUUACACUCAGCCAAGACAAACAACGACCCCCCUCAUUACGGGAUCGAUUUUCCCAUACAACCAUCAUUUCUAAUCGCAAACAUGAUCCAACCACACUUGCGUUUCCAGAACCAACACUACAACAUCAGAAAAACAUCUUGGAAAAAUGCCAAAAAGUUUAUCAAAUAUUUGGACAAGAGCGUGUUGGUCAAGUCCAAGGACAGAAAUGGCGGCGAGACUGUGAUUCUUGAUGUGGACUUUGACGAUGCACGAAUCAAGUCAUUUACUCCCUACAAGCUGCCGAAACCAAAGGCAUCCACCACCACUAGCACUAGCGAAAACAGCUCUAGCGCAGCAGCAGGUGCGGACCCAUCCCUGGGACAGAAAUUGGCCAUCCAGACCAUUUAUCGUGCGUCGAGCAAGCUAGUCCCCGAUAUGAUCCCAUCCAAGUCGACAUACUACACAUCCUCGCAAAUCUCAGGUUUUGUUAAAAAGUAUAUUGAGAACAACCCCUCUCUUUCAGAGAAUACAUCUUCGCCUCGGUUCAUUAGACUUGAUCCCUUUAUCGCCAACAACAUCCUCUCAUCAAAUCCCUCAGCAUCAGAUACUCGAAUACUCGCUGCCGGAGAAAUCGGGCGUGACGUUCUUUUCAGAAGAAUACUUGAGGAUGAUCAUCUGGCAACUCCCCACUGGUUAUUGUUAAAGAACUCCCAAAGCUAUGACCCCGAAAAGCCCGACCCAGGACUGAAACCCAAAGCUGGAGCUUCGCCACAUGUCACCAUCACCAUUGAGAAGAGAACAGGGACCAAGGUGGUGACUAAGAUUUCUGGACUGGAAGUGUUUGGAAUCAAUCCACAAAUCCUUAGUCCCGAAUUGCAAAAGAAAUGUGCUGGGAGUGCCAGCGUUGGUCAGCUAAUGGGCGGUAAGCCAGGGGUGAUGGAGGUUGUCGUGCAAGGUGACCAGAGAGAUGUGGUUGAGAAGGAGAUGGGAAGGAGGGGAGUUGACAAACGUUGGAUCGUCGUCGAUGACAAAACUAAAAAGAAAAAGAAGUGA
Messenger RNA from Exophiala mesophila, 1971 nucleotides. RefSeq lists its product as uncharacterized. Bases 1 to 1971 code for a protein of 656 amino acids. The transcript has a single exon. Gene Ontology annotation, biological process: formation of translation preinitiation complex; translational initiation. Gene Ontology annotation, molecular function: translation initiation factor activity. Lineage: Eukaryota; Fungi; Ascomycota; Eurotiomycetes; Chaetothyriales; Herpotrichiellaceae. The record is from RefSeq and is a predicted model, not a curated record.